Messenger RNA from Alexandromys fortis (reed vole), 4973 nucleotides. RefSeq lists its product as uncharacterized. The transcript has 3 exons. The coding region runs from base 1327 to 1725 and encodes 132 amino acids. NCBI's taxonomy places the organism in Eukaryota, Metazoa, Chordata, Mammalia, Rodentia, Cricetidae. The record is from RefSeq and is a predicted model, not a curated record.
CUCUGGGGACACUCUGAGAUUUUGCCAGCAGGUGGCACUUGUUCCCUACUCUUACCAAAGACAAGAAAUAGCAUGUUCUAUUUAUUACUGCUUUGUUUAGCUAGGCUGAAGCACUUCUCUUUCCCUAGUGUAGGGGGCGAAAUAUCUGGCUACACACUGCAAUACAUUUCGACUCUUCUCCCACAAUGGAUGGAAAAUUGUUUACAGUAUUCAACACAUAACAGUAAAAUGUGAAAGAAAGGAGAAUAUAAAUCACAGUAAGGAACAUCAGAUUAUAUUAAGGGUUGUUAGUAAAUCGAGGGAUGAUAUUUUUAUUAUUGUAUCUUUUCCUUGUAUUUAUUUUGAGACAGGGUCUUGCUGUGCAGUCCAGAACUCACUAGACCGACAAAGUCAGACCUCCAGUAUGGCGCUCCUCAGGCCUCAGUCUCUGGAAUGCUAGGCCUACAGUGUGGGUCACCUGGCUCCAUUCUUGGGUCUUUAGAUGAAUGGGAAGGGGGAGGGGAAGAUGUCUUUCCUAGGAUUUGAAAUAAAAAUGGAAGUGCACACCUAGGGCAAGCAAGUUUCUGUCUGCUUUUCAUCUCGUUAACCCAACAGUCCGUGCUAUUUUAGGCCUGCAAACGUGAAGCGGUCUCUUUAUUGCUCUGCGUCUCUAGGGUUACACAAUCCUCAUCCUUCCACUCAUUAGCUUCCAUUUCCAGAGGGUCCUUCAACCAUGCAUUCAUUUUCCACAUUGUUCUCGGGAACACAGGAGCACGGUUUAGAUGGUCCUGCGUUACCAGAGCAAUUUGUGAGAGUCCCCUUGAGACAGAGUCCUGCUUCGGAGACAAAGCUGGAAAGUCAGUGUUAUGGUCAUACAAACCAGGCAGUGUUCUGGUCAAAGGCGAAAUCUGUCAUUAUAGGAUUCUCAAAUCGGUAAAACUCCAUGCUUCAAGUUUCUCUUGAACGGGAAAUAAGGUUAAAACUUGCCUCCAUUAUCAAUGGAGUUUGUAUGGGACCCUGUGACUCAGUAGCUGGAUGAGGCCCCUAACUAUUCCUUCCCAGACCUUGAGUGGCUCUCGGUUGUCAAUCAACCCUGCGAGAAAGACCUCAGUCUUGCCCCGCCUAUCGCUGUGAAAGUGCGGACAAAGAUUAGGGGCGGGACCAGGCGGGGCAGGGGGCUCGGAAACCGGACCCGGGAGCGGGUUCCGGGAGCUUUGGGGCCGGCUCCCUGCGUCCCGGCGCGGUGGUGGCGGAGGCAGCUGGCGCGCGGCUUUGUGGCGUGCAGGGGUUCCACCGAGUGUCGUGGAGGCACAGCCAGCGAGGACACUGCCUGGUCGCGGGUGCCGCAUGGCUAGCCCCGCUCGGUCCGGCUUCCCGGCGCGCACGAACAGCCGUCUGGACGCGUUCCUGCGGCGGCACCUGGCGCCCGAGGUCUACGACGCCGUCCGCGCCUACGAGCCGUGCAUCGUGGUGUCCGACGCAGAGAAGCACACGUUCAAGUACGUUGUGCUCAGCGACCGGCUCAUCUACCUGACCGAGAACCCGCCCAAGUCCAUCCGGCGGGUCGUGGCUCUGCGGGACGUCGUGGCCAUUGACCUGGAACUAGAACAAUCAGAGAAAGAAUUGAGAACAAGAAGAGAAAACGUACCCGAGGCAAAGCUGGAAAUCUAUGCGGGAAUAACGGAAGGUCAUGGCAAGUUUGAAUUUACAUCAUGGAUAGCAGAAAUUAAAGAGUAUGCAAUGUGACCAAGAGCCUAUGACUUCCCUACGAUGAUGGACAUGUGACAGUGACACAGAAUAAGCCCUUCCUUCCUAAAUUGUUUAUCCCAGGGGGUAACAGCAACAGAGAAAAAAAAAAACAAAGACAACAAGUUAUCAAAUUUUGUUCUUUCACAACCCACCUGUCUGGGUCACUGCAGAAAAGAUGGAAUCAUAUCUAUAAAGCAUCCGACAGUUUCCAAGAGAGAUAGGUAUUUAACAAUGCCAUAUUUCCUCCCUACCCUUACUCCUGCUGUCUCGUACACUCCUGAAAAUAUUUCUAGAGGUGAACCCAUGGGAAGAUGCUUGAAGAAGCUUCACUCCAUCUCAGCAAUGUGCUACCCUCUCAAAGACAGUGCAAAGUGAACAUUCACACAAUUUUGAGUUCAGAUUUUGUUCAUCCCACACCAAACUCUUCUCCUUGGUGUAAUUAUGAAGUGUGAUAGCCUUCUGACAUCACCUUGUUUCCUCUGCCUAAUACUUUCUUAAGACAAUGGAUUGAAGAUCUAUGCCCAUGCUGCUAAAAUUCAUAUGCUGGCCCUUAAGCCUUGGUGUGACAGAGCUAAAAAAGGAACCCUUGAGAAGUGGUUAGUUUGUGAGUGCAGAGCCUUAUCAACGACAUCAAUGCUACCUCUAUUUCCACCAAAACACAACACAGAGACAAUUACAAUCUGUGUACUAGGAAGCCCUCAGUUAACACUGAAACUUCCAGCACCUUCAUCCUGACUGUUCAGGUUCCAGCACUCUAAGAAUUAAAUGCGUCCUGUCUAAACCACUCUGUCCAUACUGGUUUGUUAUAAUAACCUGAACAGGCACUAGGUUAAAGAUGCCUUGGUAAGUGGAAGACUUGUAUGACAAGAACUUUAAAUCUUUGAAGAAAGAAAUUGAAGAAAACACCAGAAAGUGAAAAGACCUCUCAUGCUCUUGGGUAGGCAGAAUUAAUAUAGUAAAAAAUGGCAAUCUACGGAUUCUGUUGGACUAGAAGUCCAAACAUCAGGGAGGAGUUGCUCCAGACACCACUCACAGCUGCAACUGAUGCAAAAGAAGAAGAUUUUUAUUCUGUCAUGACAGGGUCUUUCAGGUUCGGGAUAUGAAGGACAUCGAUAGCUGUUACAGUCCAUCUUUUAAAGCGAACAGCCACAGACACAAGGGGGAAACCUGUAGGUUGUUUUCCAUCUUAUUGGAUUGGCUUAUUCAAAGGGUUACUAGCAGUGAUUGGUCUAUUCCAGAGCAGGAGGAUAGCUGCAUGGUCAGGUGAUAAGGGAGAGCGUCUGUGGUCCAUCCUGACCUUGGUCCAGUGACUAAAUCAAUACAUCAGGAACUGAGUCAACAUCUGUGGGUUGUCUUUGCCUCAAUUCCCAGAAUGGAGUUAUGUUUGAGAUUAUUCACAAGGACACAGGUCGAUAAGCAGUCCAGAAUGUGCGUGUGUGUGGGCGACUGUCCCUUUUCCAAGAUAGAGUGAGUGUAAGGUUUUAGAAAAAUGUCUUAGGUUGGUUGAGGGGGGCUUACAAAUGCAUUUAGAGUCUUUCAAUUCAACACAAUGCCCAGCAAAAUUCUUCAAAGACCUCGAAAGGAUGGUACUCAACUUCAUUUGGGAAAGCAAAAAACCCAGGAUAGCCAAAAUAAUCCUGUACAAUUAAAUAACUUCUGGAGCAUCACAAUCCCUGAAUUCAAACUCUACUACAGAGCUACAGUACUGAAAACAGCUUGGUACUGGCAUAAGAACAGAUAGGAGGAACAAUGGAACCAAAUAGAAGACCCAGAUAUCAAUUCAUACAUUGACAAACACCUGAUUUUGACAAAGAAGCAAAAAAUAUCAAAUGGAAAAAAGAAAGCAUAUUUAACAAGUGGUGGGGCUGGAGAGAUGGCUCAGUGGUUAAGAGCACUGGCUGCUCUUCCAGAGGUCCUGAGUUCAAUUCCCAGCAACCAUAUAAUGACUCACAACCUUCUGUAAUGAGAUCUCACACCCUCCUCUGGCGUGCAGGCAUUUAUGGAGGCAGAAUGUUGUAUACAUAAUAAAUAAAUAAAUCUUAAAAAAAGGAUUUGAUUAUCUUUAAAAAAACAAGUGGUGCUGGCAUAACUGGCUAUCAACAUGUAGAAAAAUGAAAAUAGACCCAUAUCUAUCACCAUGCACAAAACUCAAGUCCAAAUGGAUCAAAGACCUCAACAUGAAGCCAGCCACACUGAACCUUAUAGAAGAGAAAGUGGGAAAUACACUUGAACACAUUGGCACAGGAGACAACUUCCUAAAUAUAACCCCAGCAGCACAGACACUGAGAGAAACAAGUAAUAAAUGGGACCCCCUGAAACUGAAAAUCUUCUGUAAGCAAAGGACAUGGUCAACAAGAGCAAGAGACAGCCUACAGAAUGGGAAAAGAUCUUCUCCAGCCCCAUAUCAGACAGAGGUCUGAUCUCCAAAAUAUACAAAGAACUCAAGAAAUUAGUCACCAAAAGAUCACAUAAUCCAGUUUAAAAAAAUGAAGUACAGACCUAAACAGAAAACUCUCAACAGAGGAAUCUAAAAUGGUUGAAAGACACUUAAGGAAAUGUUCAGCAUCCUUAGCCAUCAGAGAAAUGCAAAUAAAAACAACUCUGAGAUUCUAUCUUACACCUGUAAGAAUGGCCAAGAUCAAAAACACUGAUAACAACUUAUGCUGGAGAGGUUGUGGGGAAAAGGGAACACUUCUGCAUUGCUGGUGGGAAUGCAAGCUGGUACAACCCCUUUGGAUGUUAGUGUGGCGAUUUCUCAGAAAAUUAGGAAACAACUUUCCUCAAGACCGAGUAAUACCACUUUUGGGUAUAUAUCCAAAGGAAGCUCAAUCGUGCCACAAGGACAUGUGCUCAGCUAUGUUCAUAGUAGCUUUGUCAUAGCCAGAACCUGGAAACAACCUAAAUGCCCCUCAAUUGAAGAAUGGAUAAGAAAAAUGUGGUACAUUCAUACAACGGAGUACUACACAACAGAAAAAUAACGACAGCUUGAAUUUUGCAGGAAAAUGGAUGGAACUAGGAAACAUUUUGAGUGAGGUAACCCAGACCCAGAAAGACAGUUAUCACAUGUACUCACUCAUAGGUGGUUUUUAAACAUAAAGCAAAGAAAACCAGCCUACAAACCAUAAUCCCAGAGAACUUAGACAACAAUGCGGACACUAAGAGAGACUUACAUAGAUCUAAUCUACAUGAGAAGUAGAAAGUAGAAAAAGACAAGAUCUCCUGAGUAAACUGGGAGCAUGGGGACC